Carlito syrichta (Philippine tarsier) is the source of this 2263-nucleotide messenger RNA. RefSeq names its product KIAA0141 ortholog (gene DELE1). Lineage: Eukaryota; Metazoa; Chordata; Mammalia; Primates; Tarsiidae. Gene Ontology annotation, molecular function: protein binding. The coding region runs from base 59 to 1612 and encodes 517 amino acids. The record is from RefSeq and is a predicted model, not a curated record. The transcript is spliced from 13 exons.
GCCCCGUGGCGUGGCCUCACUCUUCCGGCUACGAGCGCUCCGUGGUGCGGGCGACGAGAUGUGGCGCCUCCCGGGACUCCUGGGCCGAGCUCUUCCCCGUCUGCUGGGACCCGGCGUCCGGGGAGUGACCCCCAAGUACAUCAGCCCAGAUGGGCCUCAGGCUUCCACCUCUACCCUGCUGGUCCCUGUGCCCAACCCUGAGAGGCCAGGUCCCCAUGGCCCAGGCAGGAGCAGGGGUCCAAAUUCCCAUGGAUGGAAGAAUGCCUUCCAAUGGAUGCCUACCUGUGUCUCCCGGAACACCCUGUGGGAUGCCAUAUCAUGGGGCACUUUGGCUGUGCUGGCCCUGCAGUUGGCACGGCAGAUCCACUUCCAGGCGUCGCUGCCAGCAGGACCUCGGCAAGUGGAACGCUGCUCCUGGCACAGGCCCCUGGGCCGUUUCCUCUCAUCUCCCCUGUGUCACCCAUGCUCCUCACUGCGGCAACAUAUUCUCCCUAGCCCUGAUAGCCUGGCUUCCAGGCACACUGGCCUCAGGGAACCUAGGCUGGGCCAGGAAGAACCCUCAACUCGGCCUAGGAGCAUCUCCUCACACAACUCUGUGAGAGCAGCCAGUCCUCAGGACUCCUCUGAGGAAGGUCCCAGUGAUUUUGGCUUCCUGCAUGCCGGCAGUAGCUUCAAGUUCAAGGCAAAACCAGCCCGCCCUCAGCCCGCUGGUGAAAAGAAGGAACAAGAGAAAUCCAAAGCUCUUUCCUUCGAGGAGGCUGUGACUUCCCUUCAGCAGCUCUUCCAGCUCAGUGUCUCCAUUGCUUUCAACUUCCUGGGGACCGAGAACAUGAAGAGUGGAGACUUCGUGGCUGCCUUUUCUUACUUCCAGAAAGCUGCAGACCGUGGCUACAGCAAAGCACAGUAUAACACGGGCCUGUGUCAUGAGCAUGGCAGAGGCACCCCCAGGGACAUUGGCAAGGCGGUCCUUUAUUACCAACUGGCUGCCAGCCAGGGCCACAGCCUGGCUCAGUACCGCUGUGCCAGGUGCCUACUGCAAGACCCAGCCUCCUUGAAGGACCCUGAGCGUCAGAAGGCAGUGUCAAUGUUGAAGCAGGCUGCAGACUCCGGCUUGAGAGAGGCCCAAGCCUUCCUCGGGGUGCUUUUCACCAAGGAGCCAUACCUGGACGGGCAGAGAGCUGUGAAAUACCUUUGGCUUGCAGCCAACAAUGGGGACUUACAGAGCAGGUACCACUUGGGAAUUUGCUAUGAGAAGGGUCUUGGUGUGCAGAGGAAUCUGGGAGAGGCCUUGAGAUGUUACCAGCAGUCGGCAGCUCUGGGAAACGAGCCUGCCCAGGAGAGGCUGAGGACCCUCUUUUCCGUGAAGGCAGCAGCCCGGGGGCCCAGCGACUUGGCAGUCACAGGCCUGAAGUCUUUCUCCAGCCCCUCCCUCUGCAGCCUGAACACCCUGCUGGCAGGAACCUCACACCUCCCACAUGCCUCGAGCGCAGGGAACCUUGGCCUCCUCUGCAGAAGUGGGCACCUUGGGGCCAGCCCCAGAGCCCCCAGCGGGGCUGUCUCCCCACACCCCCACCCCUUGGAAAGGAGUCUCGUGAGACUGGGUUUUGGCUAAGAGGGGAGGAGUUUCUUGCCUCAGUGCCUGGAUGUGUCUGGUUGACUAUUCAGACCUUCUCACUUCAGCCCUAAAGAUGGAACCCAUGGGUUCUGAGAAGGCUAUCUCAACUCGAACCUCAAAGAAGAGGCCGGUUAUCUACUCACCUGUCCCAAGACCUUAUACACCUGCCCUAGCACAGUAAAGAAGAAGAAAAUGUAUGAAGACCCGGGUUCUGACUUGGCCACUUGCCAGGCCAUUUCACUUUGUAGCAGCAACCUGACUCGCUAUAUUGUGUCCUCAGUAACGAUUGAUCAAAGGCAAUGGUAUCCACUUUCCCACCUUACAGGACGGACACAAGGGAAUUUCAUUGUGGAAAGGACUUUGAUGCUCACUUGGCCUUAGAGGCAGAGAUACCCAUGGUUGUGUGGCUUUAUGAGUCACAGGACAGGAUGGGGACCCAGGCCUCCUGCCUCCUGGCCAGGGCUCUUUUCCAGCAAUUCACACAGUGGUUCCAUGUGAAGGCAUUGUCAUCUCACCCAUGUGAGAGAGUGCACGGAGGAUUGAGGACUGGGAGUCUUAGAGCAGGCGUGUAGAUCUCAAGGUCCUCAUCUGAGAAAGGUGUGCCAGAAAUGUCUGAGUGUCUAAUAAAACAAAUGCUGGCUUAUCUCA